Molecule: messenger RNA, 8843 nt
Organism: Myiozetetes cayanensis
Lineage: Eukaryota; Metazoa; Chordata; Aves; Passeriformes; Tyrannidae
Gene: ADAMTS9
Product: ADAM metallopeptidase with thrombospondin type 1 motif 9
Exons: 40
Coding region: 487-6285 (1932 amino acids)
Biological process (GO): proteolysis; extracellular matrix organization
Cellular component (GO): extracellular matrix
Molecular function (GO): zinc ion binding; metalloendopeptidase activity
Source: RefSeq, a predicted model, not a curated record
UGUUGGAAGGAGGGGAGUGGGGGAGAGGAGGAAGGGCUGUCCCUGCUCCUGCAAGGGCGGGAUCUUUUCUCCUGCUUGAUCUAUGGAGCCCGCCCCCUUAAAUUGACUCCCGGGAGCGCCCCGUCCACCAGCCCGACGGGGGGAGAAGCGGAAAGCGAGGGAGAGCAGGCAAGGCAGGCGGGCGGGCGGGCGGCUCCCCCGUCCCGGCCCGUCGGUCCCGACCCCGGCCCGUCCGCCCCCGCGCACCAUGCGCGGCCCCGGCGCCCCGCGCCCCGCCGGCCCGCCCGCCCCUAACACCGCCCGGCUCCGGCGCCUUCCCCCGGCAGCGCUCCGGGGGCGGGGAGGGGGGAGAGAGGGGCGAAAGGAAGGGGAAAAAGAAGAAGACGACGAAGAAGAAGAAAAAGAGGGAAAGGGAGGAAGAAGAAGGAGGAGGAGGAGAAGCGGAGCGCGGGGAAGGCUGCUCCUCCGAGGACAGCGCGCAGCACCAUGCAGCUGGCGCCGCUGGCGCUGGCACUCACCACGCUCUUCAUCGACGGCUUGAGGACAGGAGCGAGGAGGCAGAAGCUGCACCCCAGGCAAGCCCAGCUGCUGGAGAAGCUCAGCGAGUACGAGAUCGUGACUCCUACCCGGGUGAAUGAGUUCGGCGAGCCCUUCCCCACCGAUGUCCACUUCAGGCGGCGCCGGCGGAGCACCAGCGCUGCCCCCGACGCCUGGACGGCGGCCGCCGCCGCCUCCCCCAAGGCGCACUACAGGCUGUCCGCCUUCGGGCAGCAGUUCCUCUUCAACCUGACGGCCAGCUCGGCCUUCAUCGCCCCGCUCUUCACCGUCAGCCUCCUGGGAGAGCCCGCCGCCGAGCAGCGGCGCCUGUACGCCGAGGCGGCCGACGCCGACGUGAAGCACUGCUUCUACCGGGGGCACGUCAAUGCCCGCCCGCGGCUCACCGCCGUCAUCAGCCUCUGCUCCGGGAUGCUAGGCACAUUCAAGUCUGAUGAUGGGGACUAUUUUGUAGAGCCGCUGCUAUCACUUGAAGAACAGGAGUAUGAAGAAGAGCACAAUAAACCACACCUUGUCUACCGACACCGGACACCUCCAACCAACUCUUCAGGGGACAGGCAGACUUGCGAUACUCCAGAUCAUGAGCACAGUCACAAAAAGAACAAGCGGAAACACUGGAGAAGGCAGUGGGCAGAAAGCAGCAUAUUAUCUGACGUGGAGAUGUUGAAACACAGCCUGGAAGUGAAUUCUUUUUCUGGCGACAGCAACAAGACUGGGACCGUCGGUGACAAGAAGAGCCACAAGCGAACGAAGCGGUUUCUCUCCUACCCGCGGUUUGUGGAGGUGAUGGUGGUGGCUGACAGCAGGAUGGUCGCCUACCAUGGGGCCAACCUCCAGCACUACGUCUUAACACUGAUGUCAAUAGUGGCUUCUAUCUACAAAGAUCCAAGCAUUGGAAAUUUAAUUAAUAUUGUUAUUGUGAAAUUGGUCGUGAUACAUAAUGAGCAGGAUGGUCCUGCAAUAUCUUACAAUGCCCAGACUACAUUAAAAAACUUCUGCCAGUGGCAGCAAUCCCAGAACCACCCAGAAGGAAGUCACCUUCGACAUGAUACAGCUGUGCUUGUUACCAGACAGGAUAUUUGUAGAGCGCACAACAAAUGUGAUACUCUGGGUCUGGCAGAGCUGGGCACGGUCUGUGACCCAUACAGGAGCUGUUCAAUUAGUGAAGAUAACGGACUGAGCACUGCUUUCACAAUAGCACAUGAACUUGGCCAUGUUUUUAACAUGCCACACGACGACAAUCAUAAGUGCAAGGAAGAUGGGGGUAAAAAUCAACAGCACGUCAUGGCGCCAACACUGAAUUUCUACACCAAUCCCUGGAUGUGGUCAAAAUGCAGUAGGAAAUACAUCACUGAAUUUCUGGACACUGGUUAUGGGGAGUGUUUGCUUGAUGAACCUUCAUCAAGAACUUACACGUUGCCUCAGCAGCUCCCGGGGCUGAUUUAUGAUGUCAACAAGCAAUGUGAGUUAAUUUUUGGACCCGGAUCUCAAGUGUGCCCCUAUAUGCAGAUGCAGUGUCGACGACUUUGGUGUAUCAACGUCGAUGGUGCUCACAAGGGAUGUCGAACCCAACACACACCUUGGGCUGAUGGGACAGAAUGUGAGCCUGGAAAGCACUGCAGGUUUGGGAUGUGUGUGCCCAAAGAGCGAGAGGCACCGGUGAUAGACGGAGCGUGGGGGACAUGGAGCCCUUUUGGGACCUGCUCGAGGACCUGCGGUGGCGGCAUAAAGACGGCGAUACGGGAAUGCAACAGGCCCGAGCCCAAAAAUGGUGGGAAGUACUGUGUGGGUCGCCGCAUGAAGUUCAAAUCCUGCAACACCGAACCGUGCUCAAAGCUGAAGAAGGAUUUCCGGGACGAGCAGUGUGCUGACUUCGAUGGGAAGCACUUCAACAUCAACGGGCUGCCCACGAACGUGCGCUGGGUUCCCAAAUACAGCGGCAUCCUGAUGAAGGAUCGGUGCAAGUUGUUCUGCCGGGUGGCGGGGAACACGGCGUAUUACCAGCUGCGGGACCGCGUCAUCGACGGGACGCCCUGCGGCCCCGACACCAACGACAUCUGCGUGCAGGGCCUCUGCCGGCAAGCUGGAUGUGAUCAUGUGCUGAAUUCAAAAGCAAGAAGAGAUAAAUGUGGCGUUUGUGGUGGGGAUAAUUCUUCAUGUAAAACUGUUGCAGGCACAUUUAACACGGUGCAUUAUGGCUAUAACGUUGUGGUUCGCAUCCCAGCUGGUGCAACUAAUAUUGAUGUGCGUCAGCACAGUUACUCAGGGAAACCAGAGGAUGACAACUACCUGGCCUUAUCUAACAGUCAAGGAGACUUUAUAUUAAAUGGAGACUUUGUCGUCAGUAUGUUUAAAAGGGAAAUCAAAGUUGGGAAUGCUGUGAUCGAAUACAGUGGAUCGGAUAAUACUGUUGAAAGGAUUAAUUCUACAGAUCGGAUUGAGCAAGAAAUAACGCUCCAGGUUUUAUCAGUUGGCAAUUUGUACAAUCCUGACGUUCGUUACACAUUUAAUAUCCCCAUUGAGGACAAACCUCAGCAGUUUUACUGGAACGAGCAUGGCCCGUGGCAGUCCUGCAGUAAGCUCUGCCAAGGAGAAAGAAAAAGGAAACCUGUGUGUAAGAGAGAGUCAGAUCAGCUCACGGUGUCAGACCAGCGAUGCGAUCGAAUUCCACAGCCUGAUCCCGCCACCGAGCCUUGUAACACAGAAUGUGAAUUAAGGUGGCACAUCGCGAGGAAGAGCGAGUGCACGGCGCAGUGCGGGCUGGGCUACCGCGUCCUGGAGAUCUACUGCUCCAAGUACAGCAGGCUGGAGGGCAAGAUAGAGAAGGUGGACGACCGCUUCUGCAGCAGCCAGCCCAAGCCCAGCACGAGGGAGAAGUGCACUGGAGACUGUAACGUGGGAGGGUGGCGGUACUCGGCCUGGACAGAGUGCUCCAAGAGCUGCGGCGGGGGCACGCGGCGGCGCCGAGCCAUGUGCGUGAACACCUACAACGACGUCCUGGACGACAGCAAGUGCAGCCAGCAGGAGAAGCUGACGGUGCAGCGGUGCAGCGACUUCUCCUGCCCCCAGUGGAAAACUGGAGACUGGUCCGAGUGCUUGGUCACCUGUGGAAAAGGGCACAAGCACCGCCAGACCUGGUGCCAGUUUGGAGAAGAUCGAUUAAAUGACAGGUUUUGCGAUCCCGAGACGAAGCCGGAGUCGGUGCAGACGUGCCAGCAGCAGGAGUGUGCUUCGUGGCAAGUGGGGCCGUGGGGCCAGUGCACAGUGACUUGUGGCCAAGGCUAUCAGAUGAGAGCAGUGAAGUGUGUUGUGGGCACCUAUGUGUCAGUGGUGGAUGACAACGAGUGUAACGCUGCAACCAGGCCAACAGAUACCCAGGACUGUGAAAUAGCUGUAUGUCCUCCCCAUCCAAAUAGUCCCGAAGCCAAGAGAUCCAUAUCAGGCAUUCACAGGACACAGUGGAGAUUUGGAUCCUGGACACCGUGCUCUGCUACGUGUGGGAAGGGUACCCGGAUGAGAUACGUCAGCUGUCGGGAUGACCAGGGCUCCGUGGCCGAUGAGGCAGCUUGUUUUCACCUUCCAAAGCCAUCAGCUACAGAAAUGUGCACCGUGACACCAUGUGGGCAAUGGAAAGCCUUGGAGUGGAGCUCUUGCUCGGUGACUUGUGGUCAAGGUAAGGCAACGCGACAAGUGAUCUGCGUCAAUUACAGUGACCAGCUGGUGGAUAGGAGUGAGUGUGACCCAGACGACCUCCCUGCCACCGAGCAAGACUGCUCCAUGUCUCCUUGUCAUCCAAACAGCCAUGACUACGGCAGGCCCAUCCACCCUUUCCUCUAUCCGGAUCAUCGCCUGAAGCUGCACCCCGGGGGCAGCCCGAACCGAAACCGAGCUCAUAUACCUGGAGGCAAUCAGUGGAGGAUUGGCCCCUGGGGUGCUUGCUCUAGCACGUGUGCGGGGGGGUUCCAGCGGCGGGUCGUGGUGUGCCAGGAUGAAAACGGAUAUACCGCAAAUAACUGCGAUGAGAAAAGCAAACCCAUGGAGCAGAGAUCGUGCGAAUCUGGCCCCUGUCCUCAGUGGGCUUAUGGCAACUGGGGAGAGUGCACGAAGCCAUGCGGGGGAGGGACAAGAACGCGGCUGGUGGUGUGCCAGCGCCCCAACGGAGAAAGGUUUACGGAUCUGAGCUGUGAAAUCCUUGACAAGCCACCGGACAGAGAGCAGUGCAAUGUGCAGGACUGUCCUAGAGAUGCUGCCUGGAGCGCUGGUCCUUGGAGCUCGUGUUCUGUCUCCUGUGGAAGGGGCCAAAAGCACCGCAGUGUGUACUGUUUGUCAAAGGAAGGGAGACAUGUAGAAGAAGAGUAUUGCAAACACCUUGCUAAGCCCAACGUGCAAAAGAAAUGCAGAGGGGGCAGAUGUCCGAAGUGGAAAGCAGGAGACUGGGGACAGUGCUCCGUGUCCUGUGGCCGGGGUGUCCAGCGCCGCGCCGUGCACUGCCACAGCGGCACCCCGAAGGCAGCCGAGGAUGCCGAGUGUGACCCAGCCAGCCGUCCCCCUCCACAGCGGGACUGUCACCUCCCCGAGUGCCCCACGCACCGCUGGGCAGCUGGCGAGUGGCAGCCGUGCAUGAAGACGUGCGGGGAGACGUCCCGGUACCGCAAGGUGGUCUGUGUGGAUGAGAACAACAAGCAGCUGCAGAACAGCGGCUACUGCGACGCCAGCAAACGCCCCCCCGAAAUGGAGAGCUGUGGGCUGCCACCCUGCGAGUACAUCUGGAUCACGGGGGAGUGGUCAGAGUGCUCCGUCACGUGUGGGAAGGGAUACAGGCAGCGCCUCGUGUCCUGCAGUGAGAUUUACACCGGGAAGGACCACUAUGAGUACGGGUACCAGAACAUGGUCAACUGUCCUGGCACUCAGCCACCCAACAUCCAGCCCUGCUACCUCGGGGAAUGCCCUGUCUCGGCGUCCUGGCGCGUCGGCAACUGGGGAAGCUGCUCUGUCACCUGUGGAGUUGGGGUCAUGCACCGGUCGGUGCAGUGUUUGACGAAUGAUGACCAGGUCAGCAACUUGUGCCAUGUGGAUCUGAAACCUGAGGAGAGGAGGACAUGCCACAAUGUCCAUGACUGUGAACUACCAAGGAGUUGCGAAGACGUUAAAAAUCUCAAAGGUGUCACUGAAGAUGGUGAAUAUUUCCUGCAAGUCAAAGGAAAGACGUUAAAGGUGUAUUGCUCUGGGAUGCAGACUGACAGCCCAAAGGAGUACGUGACCCUUGUAAAUGGGGACGCAGAGAAUUUUUCAGAGGUGUAUGGAUACAGAUUGCAUAACCCGACCGAGUGUCCGUAUAACGGGAGCAGACGAGAAGACUGCCAGUGUAGGAAAGAUUACACAGCAGCUGGGUUUUCCACCUUCAGCAAAGUAAGGCUGGACCUGAACACUAUGCAAAUAAUAACAACUGACUUACAGUUUGCGAGGACUCAUGAUGGACGACCUGUUCCUUAUGCCACUGCUGGGGACUGCUACAGUGCUGCCAAAUGCCCUCAGGGUCGCUUCAGCAUAGACCUUUAUGGGACAGGCCUGUCCCUAAUGGGAACAGCCAAGUGGCUCUCACAAGGGAAUUACGCAGUGUCGGAAAUUCAGAAAUCCCCAGAUGGUACCAAAGUAGUAGGAAGAUGUGGUGGUUACUGUGGGAAGUGCACUCCAUCAUCUGGAACAGGCCUCGACGUUCAGGUGUUAUAGCGAUGGUUCUCUGGGAGCAGCCAGCGGAGAUGAGAUGGAUGAAGGAUAGCGAUGCAAUACCUCUGCCUUCCACUUUUGUAUCUGUUUAUAUGUAUAUAGAUUGCAUAUUCUUAAUGUACAGUAUAAUAUUUAUGUUUGGGAUUAUUUAUUUUGAUUUAAUAUUUUUGUACGUAAAAUCAUUAUAUUAAGGCUGCUUUUACUAUUUUUAUUUUUUAUUGUUAAAUUCUGCAGUCAAACCACUGCAUUUUGUAUACUCUACAUUAUAUGUAGCAUUAUGACAAGUGAUACUUUAUUGUCACUGUAUUCAGUUGUUUACUUUCAAUCAGUAAUUUUCCUUCAGUUAUGGGCUGCUUUGGCCCUCCACGGUGCUACACAAUCUGCAUAGGGGUAUUUUUGGCAUUUCAAUCUGUCUUUAUGUAAGGAAAAUAGACGAGAUGUGCUUAAAUUUUAUUUUUAGGGAUUAGGCUGACAGCACUCAAGGAAAACAUGACAAUGAAUACAGUGCUAGUUGCAUUAGCAAUCUUUAUCUUUUAGGUAUGUUUUGAAUUUCACAUGACCUCUGUGGCCGGUGCUAAAAGCACUGGUUUGGUGCUAACAUGAUAUUUAUUAACGCUCUGUAGUUUUAGUUAAUCCAGUGCCUUUAUCAGUGAAAAAGGGGAUGAAGCAGAAAAAUUGUCAGGCGAUUCAAAUCCGUUAAGAUCUACCCCAGGUUUAGGAAGAUUCCUGCAGAUGGAUCUUCAGCUCAAGCCCCUUUUCCUGUAGGGCUCUGAAGUGAACUCACUUUUUAAAAAAAACAUCUUUGUCUCCUAAUUGCAUGUGCCACUGUGCUUCCUGGCUCCAUCUGGAAGCGGGGUAUUAACUCAUCCCAGACAGGCUGAUCAGGCCAUAUGUUUCCCUGGACUGUGCACUCAGAAGUGAUGCAGUUUCUUACAGACUUUGUCACAAAAUCCUAGCGUGAAGCCGAGAGCAUCCCUGCCGUGUUCCCUCCACGGCAGGGGAUGGGGGACAGCACGCCCAGCCAAGCCGCCCCUUCUCUUGGCCAGGGGACUCCACUGCAGGCACCUGCAGCAUUUCCCCAGCUUCCUACUCACUCCCAGACCAUCUGCAAAGGGAGGCUUCAGCGCUGGCGCUGCCUUGUUUCGACAAGAUCACUCUGUACUUACAGAUGACUCUGCUCCCCCUUCAAAAACAAGCUGCUUUACGCCUACUUCUGUGUUGCCUCGGAUCUUCCUGGUAAGGCAUCUGUGCUCCUUGCCUCUCUGCCAUCCCAUGUACAACCAGACCUUUAGUGCUGGCUUUUUUUUUUUAAUAUAAAUUGAGGAGCCAUCUCCCAUAGGUGCCAUGGCUCCUGCCUGUACAUAGCCCUCCACUUGUGGCACGCCACGCUUUCGCAGAGCUUCGUAGCACGUUGAACGGGGGUGAUGUGACCAGAUUAUUUUUGUAGUCUAUGACUAUGUCCCUUAUCUCUUUCUCCACAAUUUUACUUAGUGAUAGGAAGGUGCUGCCCUCUCACCUUAUAUGUCAGGGCAGCCAGGAGCACAAAGUACAAGGAAAGGAAGCUUUUCAGCACAAAAUUGCCAGCAGUUUGGAAAACCAAAGAGGCUUAUCUGCUGCUCCAGAUAAUUCCUGCCAUUUUGGAUGCAAAGAGUUAACAAACGCAACCUCGGGAUCUUGUGUGAGUCUUUUACAGAGCUCCCCAAAGGGUGUGUAAUCGGUCUGCUGCAAAAAAAACAGUUGGAUCAAUGGUGAUAAGCGGUCCGAUCCCUGGAUUCAUAACCCAUGUGUGUGCAGGGCUGUGUUCAGCCUUUGGAGUGAAAUCUGUCAGCCUGACUGUCAGGGAUCGACGUGUUCCUGUCAGCUGGGAGACAUCUCACAGGCUCGCAGCUACAGAACUGGUUGAAAGGAAAGGGAAAAAGGGAAAGGGGAAAAGGGAAAGAGAAAGAGGAAAAAGGGAAAGGGGAAAGGAGUAGUAAUGGAAUAGUGAUUUUUUUUUUUUUUAAUGAUAAUUGCUUAUGUAUAACUUCUGUAGGGGAAAAGGGAAAAUUGCACUAUGAACUUUAGAAAGAAACAGUGGUGCUUAGAAAGUACAGGCUUAUUAUAUUUUCUCUAAUGAAGUGAAUGGCUAUUUAUAAAAAGAAAUAUUAUUUUGACCUGUACACAUUCAUUUCUACCGUAUAGUUUCAUAGCAGCUAUUAACAGGGCAGAGAAGCCUAAAAAAUAUUAAACUAAAGGGAAAGAAAAUGACAGAGCACUGAUCCUGUGGUUCGUUAAUGGGCAUCAUUAAAUAGAGCAGAUUUUGAGGACCAGAGACAAUAGACAUUUCUUGUUCAGGAAACAACUCUGGGUUUUGUAUAUCAAUGCCAUUAUUUUUCUACAAACUGGGGUAUUUUUUGCAAGCACUUUCCUGUACAGUGUUUCUUUUCUUUCUGCUUAUACUCAAAAGGAAAUGAAAGGACCCAUAAGACAUGUCUGUACGGUCUUGCUGCAUUUGCCAUCAUAUUUCAAUGGAUGUGCUAUUAUAGAGGCAAAAUACUUUGUACACAAGGGAAUAAUACAUU